Molecule: messenger RNA, 2247 nt
Organism: Microthlaspi erraticum
Lineage: Eukaryota; Viridiplantae; Streptophyta; Magnoliopsida; Brassicales; Brassicaceae
Source: the annotation of a GenBank genome assembly
AUGGGUUGUACAACCUCCAAGCUCGACGAUUCUCCGGCGGUGGCGCUUUGUCGCGACCGUUGCGGUUUCUUAGAAUCGGCGAUUCAGCAACGUUACGCUCUAGCCGAAUCCCACGUGGCAUACACACAGUCCCUGAAAGGAAUUGGCCAGUCUCUUCACAGCUUCAUCAAUCACCACCACCGCUUCGCCGGAGGAGAGUCUCCCAACCCGGAAGAUGACGACGAUUCGCCGAAGAAAACGAAACAAACUGCUCCUGCCACCCACUCGGAUCCUGGGUCGGGUCAUAUCGAAUUCGAUUCUGAUUCCGACGAAAUUGAUUCGUCGCAUCACUCUGAUCACUCAUCUCCUCUGCAUCACCAUCUCGACGACGAGGAUUACCCGAAUUCGAAACCUCCGUCUUACUCUGGCCCGUAUUUGCAUAUGAACUACAUGAAGAAUAGCUCGAUGCCUCCUUCCGUCGUCUACGAGCAGAGACCUUCGAGUCCUCAGAGAGUUUACAUCGGCGAAUCAUCAUCCUCUAACUAUAACCCAUACCUUUACCCUCCCAAUUUGAGUGAUCCAUACUUCGGGAAUCACGGACCCGAAACUCCAUCGUCCUCGAAACAGCCUCCGCCGCCACCAACGCCGCCGAAGUCAGAGGCUUGGGAUUUCCUAAACCUUUUCGAUUACGCUCCGUACACAUCUGUUCGCGAUUCGAGAGAGGUGAGAGAGGAAGAAGGUAUUCCGGAUUUGGAAGAAGUGGGUUUUCAGAAGGAGGUUGUGAAGGAAGUACAGGGGAAACAGAAAUUCGUCGCCGGAGUUAAAAAUCCGAAGGAAGAGCCGCCAGGUAACUCCGGUGGUGCAAGCACUAGUGACGGUGGUCAGGCUUCUCUGUUUCAGACUAGGCCAAGCGUCUCGGUUGAGAAGGAGGUUCAUGUCGUGGAGAAGGAAGCUGUUAAGGAUGAUGGGGACGAAAGACGACGGAGGAGUAAUGCGGCGGCGGCACGUGGCGGUGGCGGCGGCCGGCGUGGUGUGCCUGAGGUAGCGAAAGAGAUAGAAGUUCAGUUCUUGAGAGCUGCAGAGUCAGGAAGUGAGAUUGCAGUGAUGCUUGAAGUGGGCAAACAUCCUUACGGCCGCAAAAAUGUUUCGUCAAGGAUGACAUCAUCUCAACCGUCAACCUCCAAGAAAGGUGAAGCAUCUUCUUCCGUGGCUGCACCUACUUACGCAGACAUUGAGGCAGAGCUUGCAUUAAGGUCACGUAAUCUCUCUUCCUCACUGCACAAGCUCCACCUUUGGGAGAAGAAGCUUUACGAUGAAGUCAAGGCUGAGGAGAAACUGCGUAUGUUACACGAGAAAAAGCUAAGGAAGCUGAAGCGUUUGGACGAAAGAGGUGCAGAGGCUCCAAAAGUAGAUUCAACACGAAGAUUAGUGAGAAGUAUGUCGACAAAGAUAAGGAUUGCGAUUCAAGUUGUUGACAAAGUAUCGGUUACAAUUAACAAGAUAAGAGAUGAAGAGCUAUGGCUGCAACUAAAUGAAUUGAUCCAAGGGCUGAGCAGAAUGUGGAAAUCCAUGCUUGAUUGCCAUCGAAGCCAGUGCGUGGCUAUUAAGGAAGCCAGAGGUUUAGGCUCCAUUAGAGAGAGCAAGAAGCUCGGUGAUGAUCAUCUGGAGGCUACAAAGCUGCUUGGUCAUGAACUUAUAAACUGGAUUUUGGGGUUCUCGAGUUGGGUUAGCGCUCAGAGAGGUUUUGUGAGAGAACUGAAUAGUUGGCUCAUGAAGUGUCUUUUCUAUGAACCAGAGGAAACUCCUGAUGGAGUGGUUCCUUUCUCUCCUGGUCGUAUUGGUGCUCCAAUGAUAUUCGUCAUCUGUAACCAGUGGGAACAAGCUAUGGAUAGAAUAUCGGAGAAGGAAGUUGUCGAGGCCAUACGCAGAUUCACAACGAGUGUGCUUCAUCUUUGGGAACAAGAUAGGUUAGAGACCAGGGAGAGGAUGGUAGGGGAUGGUGGUGAUUCAAGGAAUGUGGACAGAGAGGAAGAGAGGAUACAGAGAGAGAUUCAAGAACUUGAGAGGAAAAUGGUUUUGGUUGGUCCGGGCGGCGAAGAUAACAUUGUCUACCAAAGCGACACUAGUAACGAGAGUUUACAAGGUAGCCUUCAACGUAUCUUUGAAGCUAUGGAGAGAUUUACUGCGGACUCAAUGAAAGCUUAUGAAGAUCUCUUGGAGCGUGCUGCUGAGAAAGAAAGUAGCUCUCAAGAAUCAGAGGAAGACUAA